CUCGGUAGAGGAACUCUCGCGAGAUAAAAGAACAACGUUGACUGAGAGUGUGCGGGUGGUUUUUCGGUUGAUCAGAGUGUGUGUGGCCGCAAGGCAGGACUUUGUGAACCGUCUUGAAAAGCUGUCAAGACGAGGUCGGACGAGGGACAUCCUGCGGAGCGCGGUUACCCAACGGCGUCUCCUUGGCCCGCUCUGUCCUUAACGGCUCACGAACUGGACCCUGUGGCAGCCGCGUGGGGGCGGAAACUCUAUCCAGGUACGGGCACCUCAAGAGUGGCCGGUCCUGGUCUGAUGUUUGGUCUGCAUCACCACCAAGAUGCUACCGGGUUGCACCAUCAUCAUCAACCACGUGGUCCCAGCCUCAAAGAAGAGCCCUUAACAACGGCCCGGUCGUGGAUGCAGAGCACUGUAUCCGAUCAAAAUGGAUCGACUGUGGGUCGAGCUCACUUCGAGAAACAGCCUCCUAGCAACCUGCGAAAAUCCAAUUUUUUCCACUUCGUCAUCGCGUUGUACGACAGAGCCGGUCAACCCGUCGAAAUUGAACGAACGGCCUUCAUUGGUUUCAUCGAAAAGGAUCAGGAAGCCGACGGACAGAAAACAAAUAACGGAAUUCAAUAUAGGCUACAACUUCUUUUCGCAAACGGUGUGCGACAAGAACAGGACAUCUACGUGAGACUCAUCGACUCUGUAACGAAACAAGUAAGUCACUCUUCUGUCACUCACUCCACCUUAGUGUUAUUAAGAAAUUAG
This is a messenger RNA of Leptinotarsa decemlineata (Colorado potato beetle), 750 nucleotides long. RefSeq names its product EBF transcription factor knot (gene kn). NCBI's taxonomy places the organism in Eukaryota, Metazoa, Arthropoda, Insecta, Coleoptera, Chrysomelidae. Gene Ontology annotation, biological process: regulation of DNA-templated transcription. Gene Ontology annotation, molecular function: DNA-binding transcription factor activity; DNA binding. The record is from RefSeq and is a predicted model, not a curated record.